AUGAUGAUGCUAGCAAAUAACAAUUCAAAACUCGCCUUCAGAAAUUACUCAACGUUGGCAUCUAAUGCAAAGAAAAUUAAAGAGCAUAACAAAUCGGAACUGGAUUUGUCAUCCUUUACUCCCAAAUAUAUCAGAAACUUUUGCAUCAUUGCACAUAUUGACCACGGAAAGAGCACACUCGCCGAUUAUUUACUGAAAGAAACGAAUACCAUUACUCCAGAGAUUUUGAAAGAUAACGCCCAAUUUCUUGAUAGGCUACAAGUAGAACGAGAGCGAGGAAUCACUGUGAAGGCUCAGUCUUGUGCCAUGUUUUAUGAAUACAAUGGAAAGAAAUAUUUAUUGAAUUUAAUUGAUACACCUGGCCACGUUGAUUUCAGUUAUGAAGUCAGUAGAAGUAUGGGUGCUUGCGAUGGAGCUCUACUGCUCGUGGACUCUGGACAAGGUGUUCAAGCUCAAACUCUUGCAAAUUAUUUCCUUGCAUUGGAGGAGAAUCUUGAAAUUAUUCCAAUAAUUACGAAAAUUGACCAGCAAACGGCUCAACCAGAGGUUGUCGAAAAGGAAAUGACAGGAAUUUUGGGAGUUGAAAAGGAAGACAUCCUCAGAGUGAGUGCAAAAUCUGGUUUAAAUUGUGAGAAGAUAAUUCCAGCAGUUAUCGAGAAAAUUCCUCCUCCUUCACCUCCAAAAUGUAAGGAUGACGAAACACCAGGUGCUCUUAAGGCUCUAAUUUUCGACUCGUGGUACGACGAAUAUUUUGGAGCUGUCGCUCUUGUAUAUAUUGCCCAAGGAAGCGUAGAAGUAGGCGAUUUUAUUUACUCCUCAGCAAAUGUCAAGGCAGCUUCUAGGCCAACUAAAUAUCAAGUGACCAAGUUGGGAAUUUUGAACCCAGAUCAAGUACCAGUGGACAAAUUAUUUCAAGGUCAAGUUGGAUAUUUGGUGUGUGGCAUGAAGAGCACAAAGGAAGCACAAAUUGGAGACACACUUUAUUUAUGUGAUUCAAAGAUUGAACCUUUACCUGGAUUUAAACAAGCCAAGCCUAUGGUCUAUGCUGGUAUUUAUCCUUUGGAGACUUCUGAAUUUGACAAACUAAGAGAUGUGAUUGAUAAGCUGCUUUUAACUGAUAGAAGCGUAACCAUUGAAAAAGAGACAAGCGCUGCCCUAGGUACAGGUUUUAGAUGUGGAUUUUUAGGUCUUUUACAUAUGGACGUGUUCAAACAACGGUUAGCCCAAGAGUUUACUGUUGAGACUAUUAUAACGGCCCCAACAGUUACAUACAAAGUAGUAAUGCCAUCUUCAGGAAAGAGAACAAGCUUCAAUACUACAGAAGAUCAAAUUGUCGAAUACAUUGACAACCCCAAUGAUUUUCCAGAACACCCAGAGGCCCAAGUUUAUGAACCAAUAGCAAAUUGCACCAUUAUGACUCCAAGAGAAUUUGUUGGAGAUAUUAUUUCACUUUGCCAAGAUAGAAGAGGAGUGCAAGUAAGCAUUGAAUAUUUCUCAAGCGAAAGAGUUUCACUGCAGUAUAAGAUACCACUCAAUGAGAUGAUUUACGACUUUUUCGAUAAAUUAAAAUCAAUGACCAAAGGUUAUGCGACCCUUGAUUAUGAGGAAGCUGGAUUCCAAUUGUCUGAUGUUGUCAAACUGACAGUCAUGUUAAAUAAGGAUCCUGUAGAUGCCCUCUCUUACAUUGUACAUGAAAGUAAGGCCUAUGUUAAAGCAAGAGAAGUCGUACAAAAAUUGAAAAAGCUCAUUUCGAGACAACUUUUCGAAGUCAACAUUCAAUGUGCUGUGGGACAAAAAAUUAUUGCCAGCGAAAAACUGAAAGCUUUCAGAAAGAACGUGACAGCCAAAUGUUAUGGUGGUGACAUUACUAGAAAGAGAAAGUUGUUAGAAAAGCAAAAAGAGGGUAAGAAGAAGAUGAAACAACUUGGAUCUGUUUCAGUACCACAGGAUGCUUUUACAGUUUUAUUCUCUGAGGGAGAUGUUGAGGAUGUCAAUGAAGAUUAA
Naegleria fowleri is the source of this 2004-nucleotide messenger RNA. RefSeq lists its product as uncharacterized. The transcript has 4 exons. The record is from RefSeq and is a predicted model, not a curated record. Gene Ontology annotation, cellular component: mitochondrion. Gene Ontology annotation, biological process: positive regulation of translation. The coding region runs from base 1 to 2004 and encodes 667 amino acids. Gene Ontology annotation, molecular function: GTP binding; GTPase activity; mitochondrial ribosome binding. NCBI's taxonomy places the organism in Eukaryota, Heterolobosea, Eutetramitea, Acrasida, Naegleriidae.